Molecule: messenger RNA, 2191 nt
Organism: Aspergillus sclerotioniger CBS 115572
Lineage: Eukaryota; Fungi; Ascomycota; Eurotiomycetes; Eurotiales; Aspergillaceae
Product: HET domain-containing protein
Exons: 2
Coding region: 382-2046 (554 amino acids)
Source: RefSeq, a predicted model, not a curated record
CUGUCAAACCUGCCGGAUAUUUGCCCCCUACGCAUCUUUGAUGGCUAAACAGACUGGAUUGUCGUCGAACAGUAGAGUAAGUUUAAGAGUUGCGGUGGAAAUCGGAGCCAUCGCAGGAGUGAAAUAUGACGUGGGGAUUAGACUGUCCAUUAAAUGCUCUCGAUCAAAUUGGAUCGAAGAAAAAAGCUUUGUCGGAACAAUGGAUGCACAAUGGGGACCUGAUCUACAAUCCCUACAGAGCCCACUACCUCAGGUGAAAUGGGAGACAGUUUCAGCAUGGCUUGAAAAAUGUGAUAGUGGCGAUGCACAUGUAAAACCAUGUCGUCGUAAUUCGUAUCGGUUACCGGUGCAUGAUUUUCGUGUCAUCGACACCGAGAGAAGAUGUGUGGUACUGGCUUCCCAGCCUUGCAGAUAUGCCACUCUAAGUUACGUAUGGGAAAGAAUCAAGAUUCCUUACAGGCAACCAGAGCGAAUAUCAAUGAUCUUGGCAGAGAAGGAUCGUUAACCGCUGAAAGAGGCUUAAUGGCAACAAUCAACGAUGCAAUUGAUGCUUGUUGCCACUUGCAGAUUCCAUUUCUCUGGGUUGACCGUCUUUGUAUAGUGCAAGAUGAGUUGAGCGAGAAAUCGACUCAGCUCAACGCCAUGGGAACCAUUUACAGCCAGUCAUAUGUAACCCUGGUGGCCAUGGCGGGGAGUGACGCCAAUUAUGGGCUUCCUGGGACAGAUGGGCGGAAGAGAUCUCCGCAAUGGACGGGCGAAGUGCAGGGGAUAUACCUGUUCGAAAAUCAUGACCCAUACGGUUAUCUUGUCAUCCGCUCAAAGUGGCGAAGCCGGGGGUGGACGUUUCAGGAGGCAACGCUUUCACCAAAGCUUUUGAUUUUCACAGACCCCGGGGUUUUCUACCAGUGCCACGGCAGACUGACCGCCGCCCAGAGUGAGGAGGGUGAGGAACUGGAGCUUGGAAUUUUAGCCGCCCAAAUCGAUUUAUCCUCAUAUAAGUCUCUCGUGACGGAAUAUACGACAAGAGAUCUUACUUAUGAGUCCGACAUAAUGAAUGCAUUCGUGGGCAUUCUACACAUGGCAUAUGGGGACCAGCAUUAUUACGGGAUUCCAUUCAAACAAUUUAGCUGGGGUCUCCUUUGGCAAACAGCUAAGGGAAAAUAUCCUGUGCGAUGCCCACAUGAGCCAAAUGUGUUUCCGUCGUGGUCAUGGUCCUCUAUCAAUAAUGUCAUCGCAUACUAUUUCUCAAGAAACGGGUUUACAUCAUUGGGGCAAUGGGCUAUCCCACCAUCCAGGGAUGGGUCAAAAGAACUGAUGAUUUUACCCAAUCCAUCUACGGAGCCAAAUAUUGCUGAGUACAAUGACCAGUAUGGAAAACUACCUCGACACGCAGUGUUAACGGCCUGGAAAAAUGGGUGUUUUCCUGGAACCCUGCCCGAAGACUUAAAACCUUUCACGUCGAAAAAGAGUGAUACUUUCUUGAAGUCUCUCGCCAGCAUGCAUGAUGAAGCCCAAGGUAUGCCCGGCGGCUUGCUGAAUGCUAGUGACCAAGAGGCAAGAUUCCCACUUCACAUUCAACAAGCUUGUCAAGACGGGUGUAUCCUGGUUUACACCCAGUCACAGCGCCUUAGGUUGUUGAAAGUCUCUACAGGUUAUUUGAAUGAAGCCAGACUCCAAAAUGCACAUGGUGACAUUAUAGCUUUGGUGCCAGUGAAUACAACCAAUUGGGAACAAAUCGAUCUUAUUCCGCACGGGAAGAAUGGUGCCGAGUUUGAUGUCCUGGCCCUUUCAAUGUCCUAUAACGUAACUGACCUCCCUAAAGGUGAUUGCCCAGAUAUAUUUGGCAAAACGCAGCUAACUGGCAUCACAGAGUCGGAGGGGAUUUCCACUGAUUACCCCAUGUUUGAACGUGGUUGUUCUCCCGAAAUUAAUUUGAUGGUUGUCGACACAAAAAUUGGUAUUAGCAGGCGCGUUGCACUUGGAAAAGCAACCCUGAAAAAUUGGAUUAAAUCGAAACCUAAGUUUCAGACUUUCAUUCUGGGAUAGAUGAGGUAUGCCAAAUCUUUGUUUCAUCAUAUUUACUUUGGUAGAUAGAUGUCACAGACACAAACUAUACAUUAUUGAUAUAAUUUGAUGAAUGUGAGAUAGGAAAACUAAUUUUUUAUGCUCUACUAAUCCAAGCACACACUAC